AUCACCGACGUGUUUAUACCCCGGCCCUUCCGCUCUUUCGCCUUCAUCACAUUCGACGAUGCAGACGUAGCAGCCUCCCUGUUAGGACAGGAUCAGGUGGUGAAUGGUGUCACCCUUACUGUGGGCUCCGCGGUGCCUAAGAUGCCCGCCUUUCCGCGACACUCCAACCAGAACAUGAUGCACAGCAUGUACCAGGGCAACAUGGCGCCACCACCACCACCACCACAACAACAACUCCCCUGGAACCCUUGGCAACCUCAGUUUGGUAGCUAUGGCUACGCAGGAGACGGUGCUCCCGUGCGGACGCGUUACAAUGCAAUGGCGCCUGGCGUAAACCAGGCUGCAAUGUCAACUGCGGCCGCCCUAGCUUCCCAGUACACACGAGCUCAUCAGAACCAAAUCACUAACUUUGCAAGGCAGCGGGCCAGUAUGAGUCCUGUGCAAACAUAUCCCGGUGGCGGAGAUAGUGCUGCCCUGGCCACCUUAAACAUCCUCAGCAAUCCCUCUGUCGUGGCGGCUAUCGUUAAUGCCGCGAAAGGUGACGGCCUCUCCAACGGUCAGGGCAACUCAAUGGCCCCCACGAUGGGAGAAUAG
Messenger RNA from Dibothriocephalus latus, 594 nucleotides. Lineage: Eukaryota; Metazoa; Platyhelminthes; Cestoda; Diphyllobothriidea; Diphyllobothriidae. The record is from the annotation of a GenBank genome assembly.